AUGCCGUCCUAUACUGAACCUGUAUCGUUCAAUCCUGCCCUUCAUUACCCACCACAAAUCCAUCACGGGGGUGUCAUCACGGAAUCUAGCAGUUCCUCAGGAGAUUCACCAACGGAGGAAGAGACCAUCCAAGACUCACAAGUGGGCAUGACGGCGGAGUCCAAGAACCUCUAUCGUGAAGACCCUCGACUGCCAUGGCAAGAGUUAUCACUAGAGGAGAUCGGCAUCGAUGCCAACGCAAUAUCCGCUUCUAACAAAUUUGCUCUGGUGGUCAGGCGUGAAAAGCGUAUUGGCGACACUGACCAGCCCGCCAUUUCUCUGCAUUCCAUUACCAUACAAAGCCCCCUCAUCAAAGCCUUGCUCGGUCCUGUUUUUGCCGACUAUCAGGGUAUCAACACGAGUCUGAAAAGGCUAGAGUUCAUAGCUCCAUUCCAUGAGUUCUUCUACCGAUGGACUGAGUUCACUAGAGUCAAGGGUACGCUGCAGGAUGCAACUGAAGUUGCUCACUACGGACUUCUGUUCGAUAUUGUCAGCAACGAGAUCACACCACACAUUGAACAAGCUGGCGAUCUGGUCAAAAAUGGGGUGAUUUCGUUCGAAUACCUUUGGUCACUUUUCGAGCCAGGUACGGAAAUCUACUCUAGGGUUGAUGAACAGGACCGUCUCUACCUACUUCUUGCUUCCCGUUACGUGGACAUCGGCCCGGGCAUGAGGAUCUUCAGCUUGACAUGCCGCUACGUCGAAACAGAUGGCACCAGUUUUGGAUUCACGACCGCAAACUUGACCAUCAGCAGCUUCGCCAACGUCAAGCCAAUCUCAGACCUUAACGUCCUGCCAAGCCACCUCAAGUCGGACAUAGAUGGGAUCCGGACAAGGCUAUACGCCAGGGGCAUGAAGUUCGAACAACUGAAUGGAUUUCAUCACAAGUCCUACAAUGGAUUCUAUAACUUCUUGGAAGUACCCUUUGGAGGUUCCAACAAGAGAUAUGUUCAAAACGAUGCAGCAGAUGGCAAGAGUUUCGAGACGAAGAUUUGCAGCUCCUCCAUCAACAUCUCAGAUCCCACAGUCAAAGGAUUCUGCCUGAGGGCCAAGCAAUGGGGUGUGUAUAAGACCGGUGCCGUGGUCUUACCGAACAGAACUAAUACCCUGGUAGUGAUCCUCUACAUUGACUCAAUCGGCGAGAUCGAAUGGAGCAGCGAUGCCUUCAAACAGCUUGUCCUGCCUCACGACUACAAGCGAAUCGUGUGGGCGUUCGUCGAGGCCCAGAUAUCCCAGCAAGACACUUUCGAUGACCUAGUCCGUGGCAAGGGCAAGGGGUUCAUCAUGCUCCUCAGCGGAGAACCGGGCACAGGCAAAACGUUGACCGCAGAGUCAGUUGCCGACGCAAUGGAAAAACCCCUCUAUUCAAUGAGCGCUGGCGAGCUCGGGAACCAGGCCGUCGAGGUCGAGAGGAACCUGCAGCGGGUGCUCGAGCUGUCGACCAAGUGGGGAGCGGUACUGCUCCUAGAUGAAUGCGAUGUAUUCAUGGUGAAGCGUUCCUCGUCCGACCUCCACCGGAACCAAUUGGUAUCCGUCUUCCUGAGGCUGUUGGAGUACUACGAAGGGGUGAUGUUUCUCACCACCAACCGGAUUGAGUCGUUCGACCCGGCUUUCGAGUCUCGCAUCCACCUCACCAUCAACUACCCCAAGCUGGAUCAAAGCUCUAGGCUGCACAUCUGGCGGACAUUUGCCAGCCUGGGUGCUGUAGCUGGCUCCACGAGCGAGCUGGACGAGGAGAGUUUGCUGAGACUUGCGGAAGCUGAGCUCAACGGAAGGCAGAUCAAGAAUGUGGUGAAGACGGCACGCCUCCUCGCCGCUGGGGACAAAACACCCCUUCGCUUGGACCACAUAGAGACAGUGAUGCGUGUCAAACGAGGCGACCGUGCCUAUGUUGGCGGCAACGGCUCGGAAGUGGAGGCAGAGUGUUAA
Molecule: messenger RNA, 1968 nt
Organism: Diaporthe citri
Lineage: Eukaryota; Fungi; Ascomycota; Sordariomycetes; Diaporthales; Diaporthaceae
Exons: 6
Coding region: 1-1968 (655 amino acids)
Molecular function (GO): ATP binding; ATP hydrolysis activity
Source: RefSeq, a predicted model, not a curated record